AAGCUGCCCAAGAUCCCUGACAGUUCAACCCGCCUCCUACCACAACUUCCACAGGUACGGUGCCUAACAUCAGUCUCCCAGGCUUUGGCAAUUGCUAACCAGUAAGCAUAUGUAACAGACAAGUUUGCACACUACAUGCUAAGCAUAAUGUCUUGGUAUUGCAUUAUAGAAAGUGUGGGUGGUGUAACUCCAAUAACUAACAAUCCAAUUGUUACAUUUCCAAUUGUUUAAAGUCAUUAGUCCCAUACUCUCUCAUUUUGCACUCAACUAUUCCAUCAUAUUCGUCUUCAAAGAUCCGCUCCAAACCCCAGUGGCAGGAGACAGCUCCUGCCUUUGUUCUGCAGUCGCCAGUCAGAGGAGAGUCCCAUGGCUUUGGGGCGGCAGUUAGAUUCUCCGGUAAGUUAUGUUCUCACUGAUAUAGGCUGGUAGCAAAUAGGACAUAGUUUCAACUCCGUUGUAGUUUUCAAAACAUAUAAUUCACCAAAGGUGACUCAAAUGGAGAACAGCACAUUGUAUGUUGCAAUCAAUGAGUUGACAUAGCUCCUUACAAUAACAAGACUUAUGGAUUUUUUAAACAUACACGCACCCUCCACAAACAGUGAAUUGAGUGGUAAGGAAAUUAUGGAUGUCAUAACUGACUUCCCUCACCAUGUUUUUUCUUAGCCUCACAUACUGUGACUGCGUGGAAUAUAAUCCCGUCACCCCAAUGCCCCAUAUGUUUCUUUUUGACCUAUAUGAUGAUGUCCAUCCACUGUAACUGCGUGGACAAGGCAAUACUAUGCUUUAUAUUCCCCCCCCCCCCCCCCCUAUACAGUGAGGGGAAAAAAGUAUUCGAUCCCCUGCUGAUUUUGUACGUUUGCCCACUGACAAAUAAAUUAUCAGUCUAUAAUUUUAAUGGUAGGUUUAUUUGAACAGUGAGAGACAGAAUAACAACAGAAAAAUCCAGAAAAACGCAUGUCAAAAAUGUUAUAAAAUGAUUUGCAUUUUAAUGAGGGAAAUAAGUAUUUGACCCCUCUGCAAAACAUGACUUAGUACUUGGUGGCAAAACCCUUGUUGGCAAUCACAGAGGUCAGACGUUUCUUGUAGUUGGCCACCAGGUUUGCACACAUCUCAGGAGGGAUUUUGUCCCACUCCUCUUUGCAGAUCUCCUCCAAGUCAUUAAGGUUUCGAGCCUGACGUUUUGCAACUCGAACCUUCAGCUCCCUCCACAGAUUUUCUAUGGGAUUAUGGUCUGGAGACUGGCUAGGCCACUCCAAUACCUUAAUGUGCUUCUUCUUGAGCCACUCCUUUGUUGCCUUGGCCGUGUGUUUUGGGUCAUUGUCAUGCUGAAAUACCCAUCCACGACCCAUUUUCAAUGCCCUGGCUGAGGGAAGAUUUGACGGUACAUGGCCCCGUCCAUCGUCCCUUUGAUGCGGUGAAGUUGUUCUGUCCCCUUAGCAGAAAAACACCCCCAAAGCAUAAUGUUUCCACCUCCAUGUUUGACGGUGGGGAUGGUGUUCUUGGGGUCAUAGGCAGCAUUCCUCCUCCUCCAAACACGGCGAGUUGAGUUGAUGCCAAAGAGCUCAAUUUUGGUCUCAUCUGACCACAACACUUUCACCCAGUUCUCCUCUGAAUCAUUCAUAUGUUCAUUGGCAAACUUCAGACGGGCAUGUAUAUGUGCUUUCUUGAGCAGGGGGACCUUGCAGGCGCUGCAGGAUUUCAGUCCUUCACGGCGUAGUGUGUUACCAAUUGUUUUCUUGGUGACUAUGGUCCCAGCUGCCUUGAGAUCAUUGACACGAUCCUCCUGUGUAGUUCUGGGCUGAUUCCUCACCGUUCUCAUGAUCAUUGCAACUCCACAAGGUGAGAUCUUGCAUGGAGCCCCAGGCCGAGGGAGAUUGACAGUUCUUUUGUGUUUCUUCCAUUUGCGAAUAAUCGCACCAACUGUUGUCACCUUCUCACCAAGCUGCUUGGCGAUGGUCUUGUAGCCCAUUCCAGCCUUGUGUAGGUCUACAAUCUUGUCCCUGACAUCCUUGGAGAGCUCUUUGGUCUUGGCCAUGGUGGAGAGCUUGGAAUCUGAUUGAUUGAUUGCUUCUGUGGACAGGUGUCUUUUAUACAGGUAACAAACUCAGAUUAGGAGCACUCCCUUUAAGAGUGUGCUCCUAAUCUCAGUUUGUUACCUGUAUAAAAGUAUAAAAGACACCUGGGAGCCAGAAAUCUUUCUGAUUGAGAGGGGGUCAAAUACUUACUUAUUUCCCUCAUUAAAAUGCAAAUCAAUUUAUAACAUUUUUGACAUUUGGAUUUUUUGUUGUUGUUAUUCUGUCUCUCACUGUUCAAAUAAACCUACCAUUAAAAUUAUAGACUGAUCAUUUCUUUGUCAGUGGGCAAACGUACAAAAUCAGCAGGGGAUCAAAUACUUUUUUCCCUCACUGUAUGUGUCUUAUGUGACCUAUAUUGAUGUGUCUCCACUGUCCACUGUAGGAGAUGUGCUGGGUGGAGGGUCGGGGACCAGGCGUUACCAGAGCCUGAACAGAGGUCUGGAGGACUCCCAGAGCAGAGAGGCUGGCCUGUCAUCAGAGUCCUCCAAACAUUGCAGCAGUAGCCACACUCAGCCCAAAAAAGACCGAGAGCACUUCCGCAGUGCCCUGGUCAGCAUAAUCCUGUGAGUCCAAUCAAAAAAUCAAUCAAUCCAUACAUGGCCUAUUCAUCUCCAUCCAUCCAAACAUCCACCCACCGACUCACCUGAUGCUCGGUAGCACUUUUCACUAAAAUACAACAUUAUCCUUUAACCAAAUCUCUCCUGUGUUUCAGGCAGCAUGAGUCUGCCAGUGGUAAAACCAUUGUGGAGGACAGUCAGCCCCCUACCUGUGGGUCCCCCACAGCUACAGAGAAGGAUAUCCUGGUAAGGGAAGGUGCUAUUUGGGUAUAUAUCGUUAAUUAAUAGGUCCAAAAAAAUGAAUGUAGCAACUGUGGAUUGCCUCUUUAAUGUGUCUUAUCUUUUUAUGGCCACCUUGUCAGAGAUAUUACUAUUACAUCCGCAAUGGGAUCGACACAGAGCAUGUGGCAGCCAUGGAGGACUCCUGGCUGGAGAAUGUUCUGGACCUGGUGCCCACUCACCUGAAGAGGCUGACUAGGACCAUAGAGCUGCUAUCAGACGAGAUGAAGGAGGACUACCUGCUCAGUGUGAAGAAAGCCAUCGGUACUUAACCCAACACGAAUCCAUCUUUGUUCUUUAAAUGAUCAUUAAGACAUAUCUGUCUGUAGACUCUGAUUUUUUCUGUACCUCCAGCUUUCACGGUAGCACAUGCAUAACAAUAACGUCUCUAGAUUCUGUUCUAAAAUGUACAUAUCUAUUAUUAUUCUCUCUGUCUUUUGCUGCACAGACUUGCUUUUUAAGUAAUGCUGUUUUGUUGUCGCCGUUUCAGUGGAUUUCGUACUUCGGGACCCAAGGGAAAACGAUGAAGACAAGGUCAAAGAUGUUCCUCCUCACAGAGUUGAGUAAGUCCCAUAAAAUGGAGAGAGGAUGUGACAAUAUGUGCAGUACUUUGAAACACACUUGGUCCUGUUAGCGGUUGAUGUUAUUCUUCAAUAACACAGACCCCAAAGCAAAUCAGGGGGAGAAAACCACUUGGGCUCAGAUUAAUUGCCUAUAGAAAAAAAGGAAUGUCUCCUUAGUGUUUUGUUGGUCCCCAACUUGGUUGUUUAAUAAAGCAACAUUUUGACUGUCAUGGUUUUCAGUUACUUGACAAAGACCUUAAAUGUUCUAACUAGCCUUUUUUUGUCAAAUUGUAUUCCUCUUAAAAAUAUUAAACUUCUUCUUAUCCUCUAUUCCUUGCUGUACAUUUUCACUCCUAAGAAUGGAGGUGGUCCCUAAACCAUGGAACAAAUCGUUCCUUCAUGCUCAAAAGAGGAUGAGAGACAAGCUGCACGCCAUCAACCCCACUAUGCUGUCAGUACUGGACCUGUGGCAUGUGUCUUUCAAGUGAGGACACUUCCAUCCUAUUCUCAUAGUCUUAUUUCCUUCUAUCUUUUUCUUCUCUUUCACUGUCCCAAGCCUUUAUAUUCUUUAUUGCCAUCUUGUCUGCUCUAUGUCUGCCUCUCUUUUUCUUUAAUCUCUCACCCCAUACGCUCUACUUGUAGGAAGAUGCGUCUCAUCGAUGUUGAGGAGUUCCACAACAGGCAGGAGUCCAUGGAGCUCUCCAUCUUCCAGCAUCUAGUCACCAGACACAUUGAGUGUGCCAAGGACAUUCUCCUCAAAAAGUAUGAAUACAUGUAAUAGAGUAGGUCCCCACUGGGUUAGAACCAGGGACCUGCAUACUGACACUUUGCACUUACAUUUCCUAUCACCCCACAAAGGCCAUGUCCCUUGCUGAGAAAGGAAACAACUACUUCAGGUCUCAGGAGGAUUGAUGUCACUUGCAGGAUGAAUACUACAAGUGCACUGCUAACUAGCUAGCGAUUCCACAUUGGCUUGUGUUAGGUUCUGACAGACAGAGUGAAAAACUAACGGACAACUAGUAAAAGCUCAAACCAAGUUUAUUCACCCACUGGGUCAAACAGCUGCAAAGACAAAGACAUAUUUACACAAGCACAUAUAGUUAUACCCUCCUUCUAGGUGGAGUCCACUCCUUGCACCUCAGAGAACUGGGAAUACAUGUUCACAGCCGAUUGAUGUGUUGGUCCAUGAUACAUUUCAGAAAGAGUAAAAUGUAUCCCGCUUGGUGCUACAGGCCUUCCAGUGGUAGUAUUAUACAGCAACCCCUCAGUGUCUACUUGGCACCCAUGUUCUAACCACUCCCACAUUUCUUUCUUGUUAGUUUGCUGCUGUAAAUCUUUUACACUUAGAAUCCCAGCCUUGGUAUUUACAAUAUUUACAUUCCUUAACACCUUCUCUUACUAAGGCUGCCUCAUUGGCCGUUUCGUCUGCUCGGCGAUUCCCUAUGGCUAUUUUAUCUGUGCGACUAGUAUGAGCUUCACAUUUCACCACUGCUAAUUUACUGGGUAGCUGACACGCUUCUAAUAAUGCUUCUACUUCAUGUCCAUUUUUAAUUGGUGUUCCUGUAACCGUUAACAUGCCCAGUUGAGACCACAAUGUACCGAAAUCAUGAACUACCCCAAAAUGCAUAUUGAGAAUCAGUGUAUAUUGUAACAUUCUCCCCUUCCGACAACCUACAGGCCUCGGCUAACACAUACAGUGGGGGAAAAAAGUAUUUAGUCAGCCACCAAUUGUGCAAGUUCUCCCACUUAAAAAGAUGAGGGAGGCCUGUAAUUUUCAUCAUAGGUACACGUCAACUAUGACAGACAAAUUGAGAGAAAAAAAUCCAGAAAAUCACAUUUUAGGAUUUUUUAUGAAUUUAUUUGCAAAUUAUGGUGGAAAAUAAGUAUUUGGUCACCUACAAACAAGCAAGAUUUCUGGCUCUCACAGACCUGUAACUUCUUCUUUAAGAGGCUCCUCUGUCCUCCACUCGUUACCUGUAUUAAUGGCACCUGUUUGAACUUGUUAUCCGUAUAAAAGACACCUGUCCACAACCUCAAACAGUCACACUCCAAACUCCACUAUGGCCAAGACCAAAGAGCUGUCAAAGGACACCAGAAACAAAAUUGUAGACCUGCACCAGGCUGGGAAGACUGAAUCUGCAAUAGGUAAGCAGCUUGGUUUGAAUAAAUCAACUGUGGGAGCAAUUAUUAGGAAAUGGAAGACAUACAAGACCACUGAUAAUCUCCCUCGAUUUGGGGCUCCACGCAAGAUCUCACCCCGUGGGGUCAAAAUGAUCACAAGAACGGUGAGCAAAAAUCCCAGAACCACACGGGGGGACCUAGUGAAUGACCUGCAGAGAGCUGGCACCAAAGUAACAAAGCCUACCAUCAGUAACACACUACGCCGCCAGGGACUCAAAUCCUGCAGUGCCAGACGUGUCCCCCUGCUUAAGCCAGUACAUGUCCAGGCCCGUCUGAAGUUUGCUAGAGUGCAUUUGGAUGAUCCAGAAGAGGAUUGGGAGAAUGUCAUAUGGUCAGAUGAAACCAAAAUAUAACUUUUUGGUAAAAACUCAACUCGUCGUGUUUGGAGGACAAAGAAUGCUGAGUUGCAUCCAAAGAACACCAUACCUACUGUGAAGCAUGGGGGUGGAAACACCAUGCUUUGGGGCUGUUUUUCUGCAAAGGGACCAGGACGACUGAUCCGUGUAAAGGAAAGAAUGAAUGGGGCCAUGUAUCGUGAGAUUUUGAGUGAAAACCUCCUUCCAUCAGCAAGGGCAUUGAAGAUGAAACGUGGCUGGGUCUUUCAGCAUGACAAUGAUCCCAAACACACCGCCCAGGCAACGAAGGAGUGGCUUCGUAAGAAGCAUUUCAAGGUCCUGGAGUGGCCUAGCCAGUCUCCAGAUCUCAACCCCAUAGAAAAUCUUUGGAGGGAGUUGAAAGUCCGUGUUGCCCAGCGACAGCCCCAAAACAUCACUGCUCUAGAGGAGAUCUGCAUGGAGGAAUGGGCCAAAAUACCAGCAACAGUGUGUGAAAACCUUGUGAAGACUUACAGAAAACGUUUGACCUGUGUCAUUGCCAACAAAGGGUAUAUAACAAAGUAUUGAGAAACUUUUGUUAUUGACCAAAUACUUAUUUUCCACCAUAAUUUGCAAAUAAAUUCAUUAAUAAUCCUACAAUGUGAUUUUCUAGAUUUUAUUUUCUCGUUUUGUCUGUCAUAGUUGACGUGUACCUAUGAUGAAAAUUACAGGCCUCUCUCAUCUUUUUAAGUGGGAGAACUUGCACAAUUGGUGGCUGACUAAAUACUUUUUUUCCCCACUGUAUAACUCUGCCCCCUAGGCUGACACAGAGACUGGCAGUGGGCCAGCCUUUACUACACCCCUGUCAUCACACACAGCGUACCCUGUUACUCUCUUUCCUUCUAUGGUCAUGUAGCUAGAGCCCGAUUCCAAUUAUGUCUCUUGCAAAUCGGGCCGAGGCUUUGGAGUAAUUUGAUCUGGGUCACAUAUGUGCGAUUCACCCUCCCCAGGCAAAGGCAUUAAUGAAGCAGGAUUCAAAGCACCAAUUUUAUGGAAUUGUAGAUUUUCCCCAUUUAACGUUAACUCCCAUUUUGUCCAUGUUGUGCUUUUGUGCUGUUAACUAUGGUUGCUACAGCGUGUGGAACAUACAGAUCCACUUUUUGCCCCAUUGUAAUCGAAGCCUUGUUAAGCAACACCAUCUCUGUCUCUUGUACUGCCCUCAGACACGGUGGCAUUCCUCUCGCCACCGAGUCUAACGAUUUACUCCAGUACAUUACUGGUCUCUUUUCCCCCAUGAUUUUGUGUAUCUACUGCACUACAAUUUUAAAAGGUAAUUAUAGGUUUGGCAACCCCAAUGCUGGCGCUUGACACAAUUGCUUCUUUAGCUCGACAAACGCUUCCUCACACUCUUGACUCCACUCUAUUCUUUCAUGGGGACCCUUCCCCCCCUUUCGUCAAUUCUGUAAGUGGCUCAACAAUUUCAGAAAACGACCCCCCAUUGUCAGAUUAGUACGUAACGCAUCAUCCAUCCGAUCCACAUAAUUUUGUAUUCAUUCUUUUGGACCCUGACUACAGUUACUAAUUUGCAUCCGGUCGAAACAAUAUAUUCCCAACUGUAGUCUCCGGGUCACAUGCUUCGCGUCCGGAGGACCAAGCCGACGUUCGAUAUCCCUGUGCGAGUGUUGGCAACAUGGCCUUUGGCAAAAGCGAGCGUACAAUAUGAUCUUAAUCACCAGCAUGAAACCCCAAAAUGAUACAGUGUUUCCUUAGGAAACUGAUAAAUUCCUGUCCCUCCUUAACUGAAUCCGGUGCCUCUUUCAUAAUACUACGCAUUUCGAUCACAAUCAGUGGCUGAUGGUGAUGCUGAAUUUGAAUCCGUACUUGGGGAUGCGCGUCUUCGUGAAUAGGAUUGUCCUCCCAUGGUACUAUUUGUCCCAGAUAAUAUGUAACCGGGGUCGCGUGUGUUCGAACGGGGCGCACAUCUCUAUGAUUACCUGGAUCAUGCUGAUACACUAUCCAGUCCGGUACUACUAUAUCCGGACUCGUAAUUUGCCUCGUAAUUUGCCUGUCGCAACCCAUAUCAGUCUUUUUCCUCUUUAAGAGAGGGGUAUAAUGGUGGCCCACUAGAUGUGACCUGUUUCACCUUGUAGCAUGGGGCGAACGUCGGAGGAAUUGCAUAUACUCCUCCACACAUGAGUUGUUUUAUUAGUUUUUGUCUAUCCUCAAGGGCUCCCUCUAAUUCCUGGUUUAGGUUUUUACUCUUUUCUAGCGCAAUAGCCAAUUCCUGCUUCUGUUCAUCUAAUCUAUGCACACGCCCUUCGGACACGCCCUUCCAUUUUACCUCGCAGUUCUCUAUUUUUCUGAUUUUCCAUCUUUUACUGCAGCUGAUAAAAUGCCGUGGUUAGGAUGCCUGCAUAUUGUGGUCUGGACCGUUCUCUGAUUUCAGUAUUCCACACUACGAUUGCAUCCAUACACUCCUGGCUGGUUUUAAACUUUCCAUCUACGGGAUGUGUACCAAUUUUGUCCAGUUUGGUUAAUUUUCCCCACCAUUUAUUUGGUUCUUGGUGCUGAUCAUAUGCCUUUUUUAGUGCCUCUAAUGCUUUGGUAACAUUUCCCCCUUCUACCCCUCCCACUCCGGGAGUCUCCUGGCCUCUAGAAGCGAUAUCAGUUAUUAUUGACUCGGCAUCGCCCCCCAACGGCGUUAAGUAUUAACAGCUUAGGCUACCAGUAAUUUGUCCACCCCUCCGUAUACUUUUGGUGCUGGAUGACACUGUUGUGUCUCAAUUCCCCAUAGGCAAUUGUGGAAGACUAAUGUGUAGCAUGGGGAAGGGGUUUUAGUCCAAUUUCUCUACAUAAAUACCACUGUUCCCAACAUCGCUCAUUACCAUAAUUACUCACAGUUGUCCUCCUAUUUCCACCUAAUCUGUCAUGGUUCCACGCCCCAAUAGGGCAUAAACCAAUACAUCUAUUGCUACUGCUACUACACACGAAUCAUGUUCAAACAUUCAUACACACAUACACACACCCUACGGCUUCACGGCCACUGCGGCUGGGACUUUUGUCCCUCUUACGGAUCUCGCAGGGGAAUAUCCCCACUAGGGACCUAUCCUACACAGAACCUACCCAACACUCUAGUGCCACUCUAGGAUCUCGCAGAGAGCUAGCUCCACUUGGGACCUAUCCUAAUGGAACCUACCCUAAACCAUGUAUUUCUAUGGAUCUCGCAGAGGAACACCCCCACUCGGGAACUAUCCUUACGGAACCUACCCUAAACCAUGUAUUUACAACCGGUCGAAAGACAAUGGGACUACUGUAUAAGCUCAGGCUUUCUAGGUCCGUAUCCUAUUAUUGUUCAGCCUAUGACUCUCAUCUCCCCAAGAUAUCAGAAUGAGUGGUAACAGUUGUAGGAACUGUGCCUACCUUGUUUUUUUGUGCCGGCUCCUGCUCCACUGAUUCGGACUCACCAGUUCAACUGUAAAUCGUGGUGAAUCCUGCCGACAACGCCAACUGUUAGUUUUUCACUCUGUUUGUCAGAACCUAACGGACAACUAGUCAUAGCUCAAACCAAGUUUAUUCACCCACUGGGUCAAAGACAAAUACAUGUUUACACAAGCACAUAUAUUUAUACCCUCCUUCUAGGCGGAGUCCACUCCUUUCACCUCUAGACAGCCAAUACAUAUCUGUUGCUAGGCAGGAACUUAAAUGGUGACUGUUCCUUCUCACUUCAUCUGACCUGACCAUGGCCCGAAUUCCUCACUCCUCCCUAAUUCACGGCUGUCCUACCAGUUACUGAAACCAGACGGUUACCAAUUUCCUCACUCCAUAGGAUCCAUGAGAUUUAACAAUAACAUGUUCUAACAGAAUGUAAGCUCUGCACUCCCCCUUCCUCACUCAGUAAGUUUCCACACACCUAUUUGUUAUCCCUCCAUUAACCCCAACAUAUACAUUCAUUAUACAUGUAUAGUAAUCAAAUAAGUUCUCAUAUAGUAACAUGAAUAAGUAUAUUUCAAGCUAGAAUCCAACACUGGAAUCCAAUACCAGCGGAGGCUGUUGAGGGGAGGACGGCUCAUAAUAAUGGCUGGAAUGGAGCAAAUGGAAUGGCAUCAAACACAUGGAAACCAUGGGUGUUUCUCAAAAUGCAUUCUACCAUGCUCUGAGCAUGCAAAUUGGAGCACGGCAGAGUUGGAGUAUGAGUCCAAAUCAAAGUAUGCGAAACGGAGCAUGGAGGGCACUUCUCGAAUGCGUGCUCCGUUUGUAAAUAUUUAGAAAUGUGCGUCGAUGCAAGCUUCAACGAAAAGUAUGCAAAGAAAUAUGAAGCAACAAAGUAAAAAAUUAUGCAACAUUUCUUGAAAUAAAUUAUUGAGCUGAAGCGAUAAUGAAAUGUUGACUAUUCACAUGUCAUAUGUUGCCUGAAAACAAUAUUUUAUCUUGAUACAUUAAUAAAUACAUGCUGUGUUCAUUUUGGCAUGCUUACCUGCCUACAUACCGUAGAUCGCAAGCCCAUAACUCAAUAGGGCUAACUGGCUAGCUACAACUGUUAGCUAGCCAGAUAGCCACGAAGAAUUGUUAGCUAGCAACCUCAUGAAUAAUUGACAUCUAUCUUGCAUAAUAUUAGUUUUAGGUCAUUUUUGCCUGUUAAACUAUCUGGCUAGCUACAUUAUUACGAUUCACAUAUAGCUAGCUGAUAGUUAUGAAGUAAAACGGUUGCUUUGUGUAUAUCUUGUUUCGUCUCUAUUGCCAUUGUCCUGACUGGAAGACGGUUCAGUGAAUGGCUAAGUCCCAAGUCCAUAGUAAGUCAAUAGGGCUAAUUGGCUAGCUAGCUAGCCAUGAAGAAUUGGUAGCUACCCACGAGAAAUGUACAUCUACCUUGCAUAACAUUAGUUUGAGGUCAUUUUUGCCUGUUUAACUAGCUGGCUAGAUAGAUUAUUAUGAUUCACAUAACUAGCUGAUAAUUAUGAAUAAAAACGUUUGCUUUGUGUAUAUCUUGUUUCGUCUAUUGUUGCCAUUGUCCUGGCUGGAAGAAGGUUCAGUGAAUGGGGAGGUGAAGCGUGAGGUCAUACAGUAGGGGGAGUGUGAGUGCUUCUCAAAUGUAAUGUUUUAUGCAUUGUCCACACUCGUCCUCACAAUAACUUACUCAAGAGAACGUCAUUGGAGAAUGCUCUCGAAGCAUGAGAGUGUGGAGGACGGUAGAAUGCAUAUUGAGAAACACCCCAUGUGUUUGAUGUAUUUGAUACCAUUCCACUCAUUAUGCUCCAACCAUUACCACGAGCCCGUCCUCCCCAAUUAAGGUGCCACCAACCUCCUGUGCUUGAUACAGCCAAACACCUUAACAUAACUGUAGCAGGCUUCCGAGGUGCCAUUUCAGUGAAAAGUAGCAUCUUAGCCGGGCUGUGUCUGUCUUCCAUUUCUAGCCUAUACCCUAACUGUGUGCUUCUGAACAGGUGGUUUCCCGAAGUUCAGCACAUUUACUACCAGGGGAACAAACGCAAGCUGGUCCCCAGCAACACCAACGCAGCCAAACUGCAGUCCUUCUUCAACUGUGUGGCUGCCCUGAUGACCUCACAGCUCCAGAGCCUAGCACUGGAGUCCAUCCAGGAUUACACACACCUCAUUGCCCAGGACCCGGUAACUACAAUACACACACACACACACACACACACACAGUGUAUGCCAGUCAUUUUGAUUUUGGGGUCCUAUCUCCCAGUACUCGGUGAGGGCCUAUGAGCACCCAGGCUUUGUCCUGCGUCUGAUCCUGGAUGAGAACGACAUCAAGAUUGAGCCUGACUUCAAAGACUUUGAGGUCAUCCUUCUCAACGUCUACGACAUCAUGCUAAAAUCCAUCAGCUUAGUGCCGCGUGUGGAGACAAAGCUCUACUCAGAAUGGGUAAUAUACAGUGCCUUCGGAAAAUAUUCAGACACCUUGACUUUUUCCACAUUUUGUUACAGCCUUAUUCUAAAAUUGAUUAAAUAAAUAAAAAUCAUCAGCAAUCUACACACAAUACCCCAUAAUGACAAAGUGAAAACAGGUUUUUGGAAUGUUUGCACAUUUAUAAAAAAUAAAAAAACAUAAAUACCUUAUUAACAUUAAUAUUUAGACCCUUUGCUAGGGUCCCCAAGAACACAGUGGCCUCCAUUAUUCUUAAAUGGAAGAAGUUUUGAACCACCAAGACUCUUCCUAGAGCUGGCCGCCCGGCCAAACUGAGCAAUCGGGGGAGAAGAGCCUUGAUCAGGGAGGUGACCAAGAACCUGAUGGUCACCCUGACAAAGCUCUAGAGUUCCUCUGUGGAGAUGGAAGAACCUUCCAGAAGGACAACCAUCUCUGCAGCACUCCACCAAUUAGGCCUUUAUGGUAGAGUGGCCAGACGGAAGCCACUCCUCAGUAAAAGGCACAUGACAGCCCGCUUGGAGUUUGCCAAAAGGCACAUAAAGACUCUCAGACCAUGAGAAACAAGAUUCUUUGGUCUGAUGAAACCAAGAUUGAACUCUUUGGCCUGAAUGCCAAUUGUCACUUCUGGAGGAAACCUGGCACCAUCCCUAUGGUGAAGCAUGGUGGUGGCAGCAUCAUGCUGUGGGGAUGUUUUUUAGAGGCAGGUACUCUGAGACUAGUCAGGAUCGAGGGAAAGAUGAACGGAGAAAAGUACAGAGAGAUUCUUGAUGAAAACCUGCUCCAGAGCGCUGAGGACCUCACCUUCCAAUAGGACAACGACCCUAAUCACACAGCCAAGACAACGUAGGAGUGGCUUCGGGACAAGUCUCUGAAUGUCCUUGAGUGGCCCAGCCAGAGCCCGGACCUGAACCCGAUCGAACAUAUCUGGAGAGACCUGAAAAUAGCUGUGCAGCAACGCUCCCCAUCCAAACUGACUGAGCUUGAGAGGAUCUGCAGAGAAGAAUGGGAGAAACUCUCCAAAUACACGUGUGCCAAGCUUUUAGCAUCAUACCCAAGAAGACUUGAGGCUGUAAUCGCUGCCAAAGUUGCUUCAACAAAGUACUGAGUAAAGGCUCUGAAUACUUAUGUAAGGGUGAUAUUACAGUUUUUUAAAUUUAUAAAUUAGCAAAAAAUUAUAAAAUCCUGUUUUUGCUUUGUCAUUAUGGGGCAUUGUGUGCAGGUUGAUGAGAAGAAGAAAAAAACAACAACAUUGAAUCAAUUUUAGAAUAAGGCUGUAACUUAACAAAAUGUGGAAAAAGUCAAGGUGUGUGUGUGUGUGUGUGUGUGUAUGUUGGGAUGACCCUGAGCAUUUGACUCUCUUUGGCGUGAAUGGAAGAAGUAUAGAUCCUACUAUGUCUGUUUGUGUGUCUGUCAAUAACCCUCACAUCUCACUGCACGAGUAUAAGACUUAACACCCAACAUAUCACCUCAUCUACCUUCCAUCCUACCCCGCUCUUCCCAAGCCGGGCUGCCAGAGCGGGGGCACGCUCAAGCCCAUCGUCCUCCCGGAGAUCAUGCAGGCCCAGCAGGAGGAGUUGAGGAGGGUAAUCUGGGAGGAGAGCUCCGGGCCUCUGGACCAUGUGCGCCUCUACGACAAGUACGCUCCCCUGGUGUCCCAGCAGGCCCAGGAUGACGUGGAGCAGUUCCUCCGCGAGCAGCACUCCUUCCCGGAGAUCAUGAUGGAGGUCACCCGCUACCAACAGCUGGCCGACGAGAUCCAGUACAGCUCCAGCAAGGUGUGGAUCUAGUUUAGACCAAAUGUUAAAUUUUAGUCAAUUUUAAAGAUACACUAUGGAAGUUGAAUUGCUCAUUUUGGAUAAUAACAAUAAGUAGGCCUACAUUCAAAAGUAAAUUCAUUUAUGGAAGGUGAAACACACUUUAUCUUUGUUGAGGACAUUUUGGCCUGUGACAUGAUAAACAUACGAAAUGAAGAUAUACUCAAUAGGUACUGGGUGCCUGAGGGUAUGGACUGUUUGGAUUUGUUAGGAGGAUAUCAAAUCAAAUUUAAUUUGCCACAUGCGCCAAAUACAGCAGGUGUAGACCUUACAGUGAAAUGCUUACUUACAAGCCCUUAACCAACAAUGCAGUUUUAAGAAAAAAUUGAUAAGUCAAAAAUUAAAAAUAAUUAAAGAGCAGCAGUAAAAUAAAAUAACAGUAGGGAGGCUAUAUACAGGGGAUACCGGUACAGAGUCAAUGUGCGGGGGCACAGGUUAGUCGAGGUAAUUGAGGUAAUAUGUACAUGUGGGUAGAGUUAAAGUGACUAUGCAUAGAUAAUAAACGGAGAGUAGCAGCAGCGUAAAAGAGGGGGUGGGGUGGGGGGACAAUGCAAACAGUCCGGGUGGCCAAGAUUAGCUGUUCAGGAGUCUUAUGGCUUGGGGGUAGAAGCUGCUAAGAAGCCUUUUGGACCUAGAGUUGGCGCUCCGGUACCGCUUGCCGUGCUGUAGCAGAGAGAACAGUCUAUGACUAGGGUGGCUGGAGUCUUUGACAAUUUUUAGGGCCUUCCUCUGACACCGCCUGGUAUAGAGGUCCUGGAUGGCAGGAAGCUUGGCCCCAGUGAUGUAUUGGGCCAUACGGACUACCCUCUGUAGUGCCUUGCGGUCGGAGGCCGAGCAGUUGCCAUACCAGUCAGUGAUGCAACCAGUCAGGAUGCUCUCGAUGGUGCAGCUGUAUAACUUUUUGAGGAUCUGAGGACCCAUGCCAAAUCUUUUCAGUCUCCUGAGGGGGAAUAGGUUUUGUCGUGCCCUCUUCACGAUUGUCUUGGUGUGUUUGGAACAUGAUAGUUUGUUGGUGAUGUGGACACCAAGGAACUUGAAGCUCUCAACCUGUUCCACUACAGCCCCGUCAAUGAGAAUGAGGGUGUGCUCAGUCCUCUUUUUUUUUCCUGUAGUCCACAAUCAUCUCCUUUGUCUUGAUCACGUUGAGGGAGAGGUUGUUAUCCUGGCACCAUACGGCCAGGUCUCUGACCUCCUCCCUAUAGGCUGUCUCAUCUUUGUUGGUGAUCAGGCCUACCACUGUUGUGUCGUCGGCAAACUUAAUGAUGGUGUUGGAGUUGUGCCUGGUCAUGCAGUCAUGGGUGAACAGGGAGUACAGGAGGGGACUGAGCACGCACCCCUGAGGGGCCCCCGUGUUGAGGAUCAGCGUGGCAUAUGUGUUGUUAUCUACCCUUACCACCUGGGGGCGGCCCGUCUGGAAGUCCAGGAUCCAGUUGCAGAGGGAGGUGUUUAGUCCCAGGGUCCUUAGCUUAGUGAUGAGCUUUGAGGGCACUAUCGUGUUGAACGCUGAGCUGUAGUCAAUGAAUAGCAUUCUCACGUAGGUGUUCUUCUUGUCCAGGUGGGAAAGGGCAGUGUGGAGUGCAAUAGAGAUUGCAUCAUCUGUGGAUCUGUUGGGACGGUAUGCAAAUUGUAGUGGGUCUAUGGUUUCUGGGAUAAUGGUGUUGAUGUGAGCCAUGACCAGCCUUUCAAAGCACUUCAUGGCUACAGACAUGAGUGCUACGGGUCGGUGGUCAUUUUGGCAGGUUAUCUUAGUGUUCUUGGGCACAGGGACUAUAGUGGUCUGCUUGAAACAUGUUGGUAUUACAGACUCAGUCAGGGACAUGUUGAAAAUGUCAGUGAAGACACUUGCCAGUUGGUCAGCACAUGCUCAGAGUAUGCGUCCUGGUAAUCCGUCUGGCCCUGCGGCCUUGUGACCUGCUUACAACUCUUACUCACAUCGGCUACGGAGAGCGUGAUCACAUAGUCAUUCGGAACAGCUGAUGCUCUCAUGCAUGCUUCAGUGUUGCUUGCCUCGAUGCGAGCGUAUAAGGGAUUUAGCUCGUCUGGUAGGCCCUUGUCACUGGGCAGCUCGCUUCACUGCAGUUAUUUUGAGCAGUGAUAGACUAUUGCAACCAUUGUUGGUAUUGACCAUGAUAAAGUGUUGCUAGGAGUUAGGGUAACAACACCAGUUUCAAGCAGCGUUGUUAACAAGCUCUGGUCGUUCAAACAUUGUUGCAUAUAGAGAUUUUUCAUUGUCUUCUCUUCUCUGCCAAAUUGUGCUCAACAGGUGGUGCGACUGGGUAUGUUCGAGGUGCACUGCCACGAACUUGUCCGUGCCCUGGUGAAGCGUGCCGAGGGACUGCGGCAACAACUGGUCACACAUAUGUUGGAAAACCACCAGGAAAUGAACAAGAAGUGAGUAACUUUUCUACCCUGUAAAGAUUCCCAUUCUCUCAGAAUGAGCCUUAGGCCUCAACAAAGCGCACACAAAAAUCAUCCCUGAGGCCAUUGCAGAAAGUGCUCUGUCAGAGUGAAGUUUCUCCUCAAGAAAUACCUCGGGCAUAAAAAUACUUUCUGCAGUCAAACUUCUCACUUUUGACCAAUACCAAAUAGAGCGCAGGACCUUAGCUGACCCCACUUUGUGAACAUGUUUUUUUUUUUUUUUUACAUAAACAAGUGUUAUAGCACUACAUUAUUGACCUUCUAAAUCCCAAUACUAUUCAGAGCUCCCUGUAGAGUGCUAUCAUUCACUAGUCAGACAUUCGUGCUCUGGCCUGGCUGUGCUGCUAACGACACUGAGUUCGCUCUAAUAUGAUCUGACUGCAGGCUCUGUGAUGAAUUACCAGAUCCCCUGUGUGUGCAUGUGUGCUUGUGUGCAUGUGUGUGUGUGUGUCCUGUGUGUGCGUGCACGUGCCUGCGUGUGUGUGACUGCAGGCUCUGUGAUGAAUUUGAGAAGAUCGCCGAGAAGGCACUGAGCACCCCUCCCAACACACAGGAAAUGAUGGAGCUCAAGGUAAGGUCCCCCGUCACACUCGCUGCUGCCGCUGCUGCAGUGUGUAUCAUGAGGGAUUCAAAACCCAGACAUAAAAUACCAUGAUUUUGGGGAUUUCCACGAAAUGUAAUCUAUAGAAUAGUCUUUUGGAGGAAGGAAUCUUGACAUAUAUUUGACAUUUGUAUCUAAAAUAAUAUAAUAAUAACCCUAGGCCGGGGUUGCAAAGCUACCGGUAAUUUACCAAAGUUACCAGAAUCUUCAGUAAUUUUGGUCAUUAACAGAAAAUCUAUUGCAAUAGUUGUGGCAAAGAGUUCAAUUGAACUCAACCAAAACAAUGGAACUGCCAUGGAAACGCAUGGGGUAUAGAUCCCAAAUCUCCUCAUUGCCCCCCAGCAAAAUCUGACCGUAAGGCGCUACAGAGGGUAGUGCGUACGGCCCAGUACAUCACUGGGGCCAAGCUUCCUGCCACCAAGGACCUUUUGCCUUGCAAAAGUAUUCAUCCCCCUUGGCAUUUUUCCUAUUUUGUUGCAUUAAAUCUGUAAUUUAAAUGGAUUUCAUGUAAUGGACAUACACAAAAUAGUCCAAAUUGGUGAAGUGAAAUAAAAAAAAUUUAGAAAGGAAAAGUGGUGCGUGCAUAUGUAUUCACCCCCUUUGCUAUGAAGCCCCUAAAUAAGAUCUGGUGCAACCAAUUACCUUCAGAAAUCACAUAAUUAGGUAAAUAAAGUCCACCUGUGUGCAAUCUAAGUGUCACAUGAUCUCAGUAAAUAUACACCUGUUUUGAAAGGCCCCAGAGUCUGCAACACCACUAAGCAAGGGGCACCACCAAGCAAGCGGCACCAUGAAGACCAAUGAGCUCUCCAAACAGGUCAGGGACAAAGUUGUGGAGAAGUACAGAUCAGGGUUGGUUUAUAAAAAAAAUAUCUGAAACUUUGAACAUCCCACAGAGCACCAUUAAAUCCAUUAUUAAAAAAUGGAAAGAAUAUGGCACCACAACAAACCUGCCAAGAGAGGGCCGCCCACCAAAACUCACGGACAAGGCAAGGAGGACAUUAAUCAGAGAGGCAACAAAGAGACCAAAGAUAACCCUGAAGGAGCUGCAAAGCUCCACAGUGGGGAUUGGAGUAUCUGUCCAUAGGACCACUUUAAGCCGUACACUCCACAGAGCUGGGCUUUACAGAAAAGUGGCCAGAAAAAAGCCAUUGCUUAAAGAAAAAAAUAAGCAAACACGUUUGGUGUUCGCCAAAAGCCAUGUGGGAGACUACCAGGUACUCUGGUCAGAUGAGACGAAAAUUGAGCUUUUUGGCCAUCAAGGAAAACGCUAUGUCUAGCGCAAACCUAACACCUCUCAUCACCCUGAGAACACCAUCCCCACAGUGAAGCAUGGUGGUGGCAGCAUCAUGCUGUGGGGAUGUUUUUCAUCGGCAGGGACUGGGAAACUGGUCAGAAUUGAAUGAAUGAUGGAUGACGCUAAAUACAGGGAAAUUAUUGAGGGAAACCUGUUUCAGUCUUCCAGAGAUUUGAGACUGGGACGGAGGUUCACCUUCCAGCAGGACAAUGACCCUAAGCAUACUGCUAAAGCAACACUCAAGUGUUUUUAGGGGAAACAUUUAAAUGUCUUGGAAUGGCCUAGUCAAAGCCCAGACCUCAAUCCAAUUGAGAAUCUGUGGUAUGACUUAAAGAUUGCUGUACACCAGUUUUGCCUUGAAGAAUGGGCAAAAAUCCCAGUGGCUAGAUGUGCCAAGCUUAUAGAGACAUAUCCCAAGAGACUUGCAGCUGCAAAAGGUUGCUCUACAAAGUAAAUGCCAAUGCAUAGUCACUUUACCCCUACGUACAAAUUACCUUGACUAACCUGUACCCCCGCACAUUGACUUGGUACUGGUACCCCCUGUAUAUAGCCUCGUUAUUGUUAUUUUAUUGCGUUACUUUUUAUUUUAUUUUUUACUUUAUUUAUUGAUCUGCAUUGUUGGUUAUGGGCUUGUAAGUAAGCAUUUCACAGUAAGGUCUACACCUGUUGUAUUCGGCGCAUGUUACAAAUAACAUUUGAUUUUAUUUGAUAACAAGAUGAAACAAGCUACUAUGGCAGUUUCUUGUCAUUCAUACUAGCAAUCUGGUCAUCCAGAAUCACAACAACGGGUUGACUUCUGCCCCAUGGAAGCGCGCACAUCAUUUUAGUGACGUUGUCGGCCAAACCAUCUAUGCGAAUGGGAGUUAAGCCUUUAGCAGUCACUUCUUCUAAACCUGGAAAGGGACAACAUCUAAAUGUUAUCCACCGAAAACAGCAAAAUAUAUCAAAAUCUGACUUAAGUGCCUGUUGCAAUACAUAAAUCAUGACAGAUUUCACGAAUAUCCACUUUGUUAGAUCAGAUUUGUUGAAUGUGCGCCUAUCUGGUCAAUGGAAUGGUCUGCUCUCCAUUGACUCCUUUACUGCAUCUAUCUAUCGUAUCUUUGGUCAUUUAUAAUUGAAUAACUUUUAAACAGAAGGUGCUCUUUGGUAAAAGGGGUAAAUUGUUCAUCAAAAAGAAAGGAGGACCAAGGCACUCUUCAUAUAAUUAAUUAAAAUGCCUUUAUUUGUAUGGCAUGUUCAAUGGAAACAAAGUUUUAAAACUCUGACCCAUUCCAGCUGCAUGGCCUUCGUCAGGGAGUACAAAGAUAUGAUAAUACAAUGUCCUCUUUUGAACAGCUUUUUCCAAUCAACCCUGAGGGAGUGGUUUCAGAAUUCAUUGGACAACACCUAUGAAGCAAUAAUAUACACAUUACAAAGUUAAAUACUGUAGAUAUGUUAUAAAACAUGCAUCUCAAGGCUAACCUUGAAUAUGACUGGGCAAAGUGUUAAGAAUAGGAGCGCCAUCUAUUUUAUAGUACACUAGAACGCUUUAAACAUGGACCACAACAGUCUAAACAUAGCUGAGGGCAAUAGAGCAAAAUGUCCACUAGAUGACAGCAAAGGGACCUCUCAGGACCCUACAGGGUACUUAGUGUCCUGUAGUUUGUAAAUCCAAAAACAUUCCCUUUGGUUUAGCUGUUUAAGACGGUCCCCUUUUCUAAUCGAGGCCGGAACAUGAUCAAUACCCGUAGCUUGUAGGGAGGCAGGGUUGCCAUGGUGUAAGGACUUUAGUUUUCAUUGCCUACCCGUAUGGCGUACUUGUGUUCCGCUAAGCGGUCUUGAAGGCGUCUCUUUGUCCGUCCAAUGUAGAACACCUUGCACUGUGGACAUUCCAAUCUGUAGAUGACAUACAUUUUGCAGUUAACGAAAUGCUUGAAUUGAAACUCCAUUUGAGAAGCUGUAUACUUUUUCUGUGCAAUAUUUCUGCAAUGGUUGCACUGGUUGCAUUUAAAAGAGCCCCUUGGUUUGUGGUCUAGCCAAGUUUCUUGAGAGUCACCAGGAAGAUAGCUGUGGACUAAUUUGUCAUUUAGGGUAGGACAUCUCUUAAAGCUUAUGACUGGUGGCUCUGGGGGGAUUUAAAAAAUAUAUAUAUUUUUUCAAAUAUAGUAUAAUUUUUUAUAUCUUUGUCCAUAUUGUUCAUGAGUUUCUAGUAGAUAGAACAUUUGGUUGAAGAGAAAAUAGCCUAAUUGAUGAAAAAAGCAUCUAAUUAACGAUGGCAUUAUUUUCCAUUACCUCUGCACCUCAUCCAACUAUUUACUUUUUUCACAACUGCCACCAGAUUGACGCCAAAACAUUGACAACAAAUACAUAUUGACAUAGUACAAUAAAUAAGUGUGUACAAUCUUUUUACGGUUUAAGGAACAAAAUAUUAUGACCCAUCGAACACGCAUGUGUCUUCUGAUUCCCUCUACAAUGCCCAUAAGCCUAAUUUGAACAGAGUCGACAAGACCAGUUACUAAAUCAGACGGGGAGAAAAAGAACAUCAAUGAUGAUGUUCUUUUCCACAGAGAAGAUCAUACAGAAUUAUUGCCUGAUGAUUUUCUGAACUUCCUAAUACCUUUCUGAUGGAUUUUAGUCACUUCAAACCAUACUUCCUUCAGAUUGAAAUGUGGUCAAAAGUACUGUCAGACUGAUUUGUAAUAGACAAGCAUAGCCCCAAUUAAAAAAGUUAACAUUGGCUGUUGAUUACAUCACUUUUUUUUUACAUGGUGUUUUAUAUGAAAAUGGGGUCAAGGGCCAAACAAGUUUGGUUUCCCCUGCUCUACGGGCAUAUUAAAGUUCCAGAGUGUGAUCUCUGCUGCUUUUAGAGUUAGGAUCCAAUUUGUAAACAUUACCAACAGAGUAAAUGGAUUCAGGUUUCGCCACCUUGUGGACUGGCUGUGCCACUAUGUAAAAUAACUAUUUAUAAAAUAACGAAAUAUAUAUAUUUUUUGUCAUCAUAUUUAUUUGUUAUCAUAUAAGGCAAUCUUUUCUCUAGAUUGCAGGAAAUGACAGUUACAUGUUUUCUCCCCCUGGCCAUACUCAGCAGCACCACUUUCUAAAAUAAUCCUGGGGAGAACUCUGGGAUUCAAAAUGGUCCCCCUCUGCUGGUGAUUUGCAGGGUGUGCAAUGAUACAAGUAAAAGGAUGGCUGUGAUUGGUUUUAUUGCCUACUAUGCCAAUUUCUCCAUAUAAAAUGGGCCAUCACUUUAAUACUCACUGAGAUCCCACUCUGGAACUUUGAUAUUACAUUUACAUUUUAGUCAUUUAGCAGACGCUCUUAUCCAGAGCGACUUACAGUUAGUGAGUGCAUACAUCAUUAUUUUUUAUCUUAAAAAAAAAUAUAUAUAUAUUUUACUAUCAUUUUCUUUUUUUAUCUUUAUUUCUUUUUUCAUUUUCAAUAUUUUUUUUUUUUAAAUAUUUUUUUCUUUUCUCUUUUUUUUGUUUUUUGUUUGUUUUCUAUAUAUAUAUAUAUAUAUAUAUAUAUAUAUAUAUAUAUAUGCCAGUAGAGUAUAUUGUGUUCAACAAACUAAACUAUAGUUUGUUAACAAGAGAUGUAUGUAUUUGAUACACUGCCGAUUUUGCAGGUUUUCCUACUUACAAAGCAUGUAGAGGUCUGUAAUUUUUAUCAUAGGUACACUUCAACUGUGAGAGACGGAAUCUAAAACCAAAAUCCAGAAAAUCACAUUGUAUGAAUUUUAAGUAAUUAAUUUGCAUUUUAUUUGAUACAUCAGAAAAGCAGAACUUAAUAUUUGGUACAGAAACCUUUGUUUGCAAUUACAGAGAUCAUACGUUUCCUGUAGGUCUCGACCAGGUUUGCACACACUGCAGCAGGGAUUUUGGCCCACUCCUCCAUACAGACCUUCUCCAGAUCCUUCAGGUUUCGGGGCUGUCGCUGGGCAAUACGGACUUUCAGCUCCCUCCAAAGAUGUUAUAUUGUGUUCAGGUCUGGAGACUGGCUAGGCCACUCCAGGACCUUGAGAUGCUUCUUACGGAGCCACUCCUUAGUUUCCCUGGCUGUGUGUUUCGGGUCGUUGUCAUGCUGGAAGACCCAGCCAUGACCCAUCUUCAAUGCUCUUACUGAGGGAAGGAGGUUGUUGGCCAAGAUCUUGCGAUACAUAGCCCCAUCCAUCCUCCACUCAAUACGGUGCAGUCAUCCUGUCCCCUUUGCAGAAAAGCAUCCCCAAAGAAUUAUGUUUUCAUCUCCAUGCUUCACGGUUGGGAUGGUGUUCUUGGGAUUGUACUCAUCCUUCUUCUUCCUCCAAACACGGCGAGUGGAGUUUAGACCAAAAAGCUAUAUUUUUGUCUCAUCAGACCACAUGACCUUCUCCCAUUCCUCCUCUGGUUCAUCCAGAUGGUCAUUGGCAAACUUCAGACGGGCCUGGACAUGCGCUGGCUUGAGCAGGGGGACCUUGCGUGCGCUGCAGAAUUUUAAUCCAUGACGGCGUAGUGUGUUACUAAUGGGUUUCUUUGAGACUGUGGUCCCAGCUCUCUUCAGGUCAUUGACCAGGUCCUGCCGUGUAGUUCUGGGCUGAUCCCUCACCUUCCUCAUGAUCAUUGAUGCCCCACGAGGUGAGAUCUUGCAUGGAGCCCCAGACCAAGGGUGAUUGACCGUCAUCUUGAACUUCUUCCAUUUUCUAAUAAUUGCGCCAACAGUUGUUGCCUUCUCACCAAGCUGCUUGCCUAUUGUCCUGUAGCCCAUCCCAGCCUUGUGCAGGUCUACAAUUUUAUCCCUGAUGUCCUUACACAGCUCUCUGGUCUUGGCCAUUGUGGAAAGGUUGGAGUCUGUUUAAUUGAGUGUGUGGACAGGUGUAUUUUAUACAGGUAACAAGUUCAAACAGGUGCAGUUAAUACAGGUAAUGAGUGGAGAACAGGAGGGCUUCUUAAAUAAAAACUAACAGGUCUGUGAGAGCCGGAAUUCUUACUGGUUGGUAGGUGAUCAAAUACUUAUGUCAUGCAAUAAAAUGCAAAUUAAUUACUUAAAAAUCAUACAAUGUGAUUUUCUGGAUUUUUGUUUUAGAUUCCGUCUCUCACAGUUGAAGUGUACCUAUGAUAACAAUUACAGACCUCUACAUGCUUUGUAAGUAGGAAAACCUGCAAAAUCGGCAGUGUAUCAAAUACUAGUUCUCCCCACUGUACAUGUACAUAUUACCUCAAUUACCAUCGAUUAACCUGUACCCCCACACGUUAACUCAGUACCGGUACCCCCUGUAUAUAGUCUCGUUAUUGUUAUUUUAUUGUUGCUCUUUUAUUUUUUACUUUAGUUUAUUUAGUAAAUAUUUUUCCUAACUCUUACUUUUCUUAAAACUGCAUUGUUGGUUAAGGGCUUGUAAGCAUUUCACCUGUUGUAUUCGGCGCAUGUGACAAAUAAAAAUUGAUAUAAGUAUAAAUAAUAUGUAUGAACUGAAUAUGCUUGUCAACAACAGCCAGUGUUUAUUUUUUUUAAAUGUGUUUUACCUGUAGCCUAAUCUGACUACUGUUACCGUCAAUCUAAUGUGUUCAUCAUAACACAAGGCUACAACAACAAUAAACUGAAGUUAUAGGCUAUUAUUCAAUUGGUUUGCCAGCUCCAGGUAGGCUACACAAUUGGCACAAAUUGAUUUGCAACGACUCCAUUGAUAUCGUAAUUGCAACAUAUUUAUUGUAUCAAAUGGUAGCCUACAAUGGCAUAUACAUUAAUAGGCUACUUGAUGGCCAACAGAGGCAAAUGUAUAAUUCUCAACAUUUAGCCUAAUGUCAGUUUCAUUGAGGACUUUUCCCCAUAAAAAGAACCACACGAGGGAGUUACAUAACUUACAUUUCAAAUUUCAACUCAGGCAGCCCCCGAGACCCAAGAACUGAGCAUGCAUAAAGCACUUCGCUUCAUAUCGUUUUCUUUAAGCAAUCAACAUUAGAAUGCAGUUUAAACCACCUCCAAGCGGAUUUAUGUAAUGCGCUCUAGUGCGCCCAAAGUCAUUUUCCAGUGCUUUGUCUCCAUUAUUUCUUGAUGUGCAUCAGUUCUAGCGUAUGUAUUAAUAUGUUUUAUGGAAAAUAGUUUGGAAAUAGGUUGUCUCCAUAAUGACAAUCUCAAUAGCCUACCUACAACUGGUAAAAAGUUGUCACAAUAUGCGCACGUGCUGCUCUCUCUCCUCUCGCUCACGUGACUCAGCCAAUGCUCUCUCAAAAAAUACACACACACACACACACACACUCACUCACACCCACUCCUCCAGCCCUCCCCACCACUCACUCACUCACUCAGCAACUGCCUGCCUCACUGCCUGACAGUCAGCAGCAGGUUACAGUGAAAUAUAUAUUAUUUAAGAGAAAUGCCAUGGCGGCCACGGUGCAACUUAGAAAUAGCCCAAAAACCUGCGACCGAUACAUUUUCACCCGCGACAUCGUUUUCAAAGUAGCCCAAUUUGGCAGCAAAACUGCGAACUUGGCAACACUGUUUAGAACUGUGUUUUGUGCAAAUUGCAUUUGGGCAAAUGUUUGAAAAUGACGUUUUAUUAGCUGCUUCAUUACAGGAGUUGCAUGUUCAAUAAUAGGCUAUAGCCUUUUGACUGUAAGACCAUAGGCUUGCUAUUGUUGCAUGAUUCCAUUAAGCUCUUAAUGAAAAAUGUCUGGUCCUUGUAUGCAUUUAUAAACUGGGUGGUUCGAGCCCUGAAUGCUAUUUGGCUGAAAGCCGUGGUAUAUCAGACCGUAUACCAUGGGUAUAACAAAACAUUUAUGUUUACUGCUCUAAAUACAUGGUAACCAGUUUAUAAUAGCAAUAAGGCACCUUGGGGGUUUGUGAUAUAUGGCCAAUAUAUCCCGGCUAAGGGCUGUAUUCAGGCACUCUGUGUUGCGUCGUGCUUAAGAACAGCCCUUAGCCGUGGUAUAUUGGCCAUAUACCACACCUCCUCGUGCGUUAUUGCUUAAGCAUAGUAUCAGAGAGGAAGAGGCGAAGCGAGAGGUUUCACUCUCACCAAAAUCUGUCCAAAGCAUGUUGCCCGCCUUGGGACAACUCCCAUUGUUAGGGCGGAAACAUAACCAUCUCUUCAUUAUAUAAAGAUAUUCAUAAGUUAAUAUAUAUAUGUUUUUAUUGAAAUCAAAAUACUACUCAUAUAACAGAGCAAGCAGUAAAGCUUCAUAUGACACAAAUUACUCAAAUAUAUGUCAACAAUCCUUCCACCAAAGGACCAUUCUAUGGAUUACAUUUUGUGAAAAUCCCCCAAAUCACAGUCUUUUUUUGUCUGGGUUUCAUGAGGAAUUUCACGACUGACCAGCCUUUUUUCAUUCAUCAGUUUUCAUUUUCUCUUUGUAUGGACAUGCCUCCUUUUCUUUGAUUUAUUCUUCUGUUGUUACUGCCAUUUGCUUUUGUUACUGUCUUACUUUUGUUACAGUACAUCAAUUCCACUUCAAACCUCGUCAUGAAAAUAUACAGCAUAUAUAAAUAAAUAAAUAUGAGUCCUGUGUGAGUUGGAUUCUAUUUCCUCAAUGGUCAUUAUGAGUUCCAUGAGAGGUUGUUGUGGGGCUGUUGUGUCCCCUGGCUGUGUUUCUGAAACAGCCUCCUCUACGGCUCAGUGACUUUUAUACAAUAGUCCUACAUUUUUCUAUUUUGAGUCUGGUCUUCAGUCAGUUUCCUUGGGAUUCAUUAAAACAAGUCACACUAUGGAUGAAAAAUAGCUGUCUAACUAAGUCCAGCAUUAUUACACCUCAGCAUUGUCUGAUUUGAUUGUUGUGUACUGUCCCUGUUAAACACAUUAUAUAAUAAAUAAUACGUACCAUAUCAAGCGGUUACCAUUUAUUUUUUAGGAAUUUUAAAGUACUUGAAAUUGUUACCCUUGUCAUUUCCUAAUGAACCUCACAAAAACCAGCAAACACAUCUGUAAAUAUAAGUAAGCAUCACUAUGACCUUCUUGUUUCCUAUUCCCAGAAUUUACCACAUUCUCUCCCACUUUUCCAGGUGUUUGUGGACAAGGUGGAGGCCACGGAGAUGCCCCUCCUGGAGACCAAGCUGUCAGAGUCCAAGACCCGUCUGUGUUUCCUAGUGGACUAUGUCACCUUCUCCCCUGUGGACAUGCGCCUCAACCGGCAGACCUUCCAGUGGCACACACGCAUGCCCUCCAUCUUCGAGGAGCACCGGCAGAUCACCAGGGAGAAGACGGAGCAGUACCAGGGUGGCCUUAAGGUCAGUUAGACAGCAGAGGGAGAGUGGAAGUAAAACAAACCAUAUCGGGUGUAUUCAUUAGCACACAUUGUAGUAAAAUGCUGUGCAACUGAAAACAAAAAUUAGCGUUUAUUAUUGGACCAGGUCCAGGUAGUCCCUCCCUGUUUCACUCUGUUUUUGUAAAUUUGGUGCCUGAUGAACACGACCCUGAUAAUCUGUCUAAGCCACUCUUGAAAGUUAACAGUACACCAAACCCUCACAACCUAAAACAACCAAUUCUCCUCCUCACACCAAUGACAUACAGUACUUUGUAUUAAAAUGACCUUGCAACAAAACUCACCAUUAAUUAAAAAAGCUACUUGUCAUGUCCAGACCAUUUAUUAACUUCUAGUUAUUCAGGGUAGCACAAUUGAGACUCAUUCCCAAUGGUGCCCUGAGUACAAACAUUUUCUCACAAACAGGAAGGAAAAUGUACAUGACAAAUAAAACAAGAGGAAUAUAAAUAACCACCAGGCACAACCUCAACACCACAAUUACAACAAAUAAACCACUACAAUCAAUCGAAACAACUGCAAUCCUCAAUGAAUUCAUUCAACACCUGAGUCCUAAACUCUCCAAGCGGCACCAGGGAAACAAGAUGCAAGGAAUUUUGUAGGUUAUUCCAACAAUGUUGGCACUAAAACUAAAUGAGGAUUUACAUAAAUUGGUCGAGACCCGAGGAACCUCAAGAGUUCGCCAAUCCUGCGAGCGGGUUUGGUAGCUAAUUUUAUACGUUAGCAACACAAUUAGGUAAGUUGGAAGCUUGUGUAGGAGAGCUUUGUAAACAAAAAGGGAAUCAUUAAGUGAUAUAUGGGAUUUUAAUGAGGACCAGCAAACCUUUUGAUACAGGAUGCAGUGGUUAGUAUUAAAACUGUCACCUGUGAUAAAGCGAAGGGCGCUAUGGUAGACGGCAUCCAAAGGUUUAAGAGUAGUGGCUGCUGCAAUCUGGUAAAUGGUUUCACCAUAGUCAAGAACUGGCAGGAAAGUUGACUGUAGAAUCUGCUUCCUACUAUUUAGGGAUCUAUAUAUAUAUAUAUAUAUAUAUAUAUAUAUUUUUUUUUAAAGAGCCCACUUUAAAUCUUAGCGUUUCAACUAGCUCAUUCAUAUAUAUUUGUUUAAACAUUAAGUCUUUGUCAAUCCAAAUGCCCAGAUAUUUAUCAGUGGGAACCCGAUCGAUGGGAGAACCAUCCAAUGAAUAAAUACAGUAUGUAGUCCAUCUGAAAUGUUUUUGCGAGAAUUAGAGAACAACAUAUAUUUAGUCUUGCCCGCUUUAAGUACAAUACCACUGACUCACCUCUUUUGAUACUGCAUACGAACGAUUAACUCCAAAUGUGUAUCUCUCCCACUGUAUUUCCCCUUUAGCUGCGGUGCGAGAGGUUUGUGGAGGAGCUGGAGAGCUAUGCCAAGCAGGCGGAGGAGUUUGCCACCUUCGGGGACCUGUCCGAGCUUAGCAAGUACCUGAAAAAGGCACAGACCCUUAACUCCAAACUGGACACUGCCAUGGAGAAGGUGAGGAGGAUUGGGACCCUCAGCUAUUCGCCAGGGUUUUCUGCAAUUAGCGUGCUUGCUGAAAGGGGUUGAUAUGAAAAUAACAAUGGACAAUAAAGUAUUCUUCUUGUUCUUCUCUGAAAUGACUGUAGAGGGCAACAGAGACAGUAUAAUAACGUGAUGAUGAGUGUUUGUGUUUAGAGAUUGUGUGCAGUAUCUGCAAUAACACACACCCUCAUGUAUUUUAAAAAACAGUUUCACACUGACAAUUUUUUUUGACAAUUAAUUAAUGAUGGCUUUCUUUUGUUACCACUGUAAUUGCCCAUGGUGCCAGCAGUCCACUUUGCCUUGACGUCUCUGUCUCCACCUCCCCUUCCCCCUACAGAUUGAAGGCUUCAACCAGGAGGAAGAGGCCUUCAACUGGCCCGUGUCCCAGUACCCGCAGCGCAAGAAGGUCCAGGACCGCCUGCAGCCCUUCCUCCGCCUCUACGAGACGGCCACAGAGUUCCAGAACCAGCACCGUAAAUGGGUCCACGGGCCGCUGUCCGCGGUCAACCCAGACAAGGUGGAGGGCGAUGUGGGCAACUACUGGCGCGCCCUUUACAAGCUGGAGAAGGGUUUUGGGGACACGCCCAAGGCCCUGCACAUUGCUAGCCACGUUAAGGCUGAGGUGGAGGCCUUCAAGGAGCACAUCCCCCUCGUACAGGUAUGUAGAGGUAUGUGGCGGUUGAUCGGAAAGCGCCCUUGAGCCGCUGUCAGUUCAGGCACAAUGGCACAUUCAAAAAUAACCCAGUUACAUGUAGGAUGCUACGAAUAUUCUGUGUUAUGAAUGUACAUACUCUUUGUGUUGACUUUUGAGCAGAUACUUUUUAGACUUUCUUUUAUUGGGUUCAGACUUUUUGGUUUUGUGUACCUAGCGGAGUCUUGUUGCUAUGUUCUAGCUACGUUGUUGGCAAAAAUAAUCUUACAUUCAUUGUUAGAACCUUUGUAGGAGCAUCGUUAAAUCUCGAGCUGUUUCCCAAAACCAUCGUUAUUAACUUUGCACUUGAAAACAUAAUCUAACACCUGCCUCAGACCACUCAUAGUGGGUCGUUAGAUGCUUUUUUGCCCUCCAGCGUCACUUUAUACACAGAAGAUCUCCUCUAAACUUAUCCGUCUCACUGUGACCGCCGAUAACUUCAAAACAAAGUUGCCAAUGUCUUUGCAAUUGAUACAAACAAGUGACGUAUAAAAUUAUGAUUAAAAUGAAAAACAAGAUUAGUGCAUUAAAAUAUACACUGUGUACAAAACAUUAGGAACACCUUCCGAAUAUUGAGUUGCACCCCCUUUUUACCUUAGAACAUCCUCAAUUCAUUGGGUGUUGAAGGAGUUCCAAAGGGAUGCUGGCCCAUGUUGACUCCAAUGCUUCCCAUAGUUGUAUUAAGUUGGCUGGAUGUCCUUUUGGGUGGUGGAGCAUUCUUUUUUUUUUCAGGGGUAGAUCAGCUUUAAUAUUGCAGAUAUAUUGUGGCUUCCAUCAAUGUAAUUGCCUGGAUCAUUUCCAACCCACCAUAUAUAUAUAUAUAUAUAUAUAUAUAUAUAUAUAUAUAUAUAUAUAUAUACUACCGUUCAAAAGUUUGGGGUCACUUAGAAAUGUCCUUGUUUUCCAUAAAAACAUACAUAAAAUGAGUUUGAAUAGGACAUAUAGCAAAAUGCAUAGGAAAUGUAGUCAUUGACAAGGUUAGAAAUAAUGAUUUUUAAUUGACAUAAUAAUUGUGUCCUUCAAACUUUGCUUUUAUCAAAGAAUCCUCCAUUUGCAGCAAUUACAGCCUUGCAGACCUUUGGCAUUCUAGUUGUCAAUUUGUUGAGGUAAUCUGAAGAUAUUUCACCCCAUGCUUCCUGAAGCACCUCCCACAAGUUGGAUUGGCUUGAUGGGCACUUCUUACGUACCAUACGGUCAAGCUGCUCCCACAACAGCUCAAUAGGGUUGAGAUCCGGUGAUUGUGCUGGCCACUCCAUAAUAGACAGAAUACCAGCUGACUGCUUCUUCCCUAAAUAGUUAUUGCAUAGUUUGGAGCUGUGCUUUGGGUCAUUGUCCUGUUGUAGGAGGAAAUUGGCUCCAAUCAACCGCUGUCCACAGGGUAUGGCAUGGCGUUAUUGGCCAGUCUGAGAUAUGGCUUUUUCUUUGCAACUCUGCCUAGAAGGUCAGCAUCCCGGAGUCGCCUCUUCACUGUUGACGUUGAGACUGGUGUUUUGCGGGUACUAUUUAAUGAAGCUGCCAGUUGAGGACCUGUGAGGCGUCUGUUUCUCAAACUAGACACUCUAAUGUAUUUGUCCUCUUGCUCAGUUGUGCACUGGGACUUUCUAUUCUGGUUAGAGUCAGUUUGCGCUGUUCUGUGACGGGAGUAGUACACAGCGUUGUACGAGAUCUUCAGUUUCUUAGCAAUUUCUCGCAUGGAAUAGUCUUCAUUUCUCAGAACAAGAAUAGUUGAUGAGUUUCAGAAGAAAGUUAUUUGUUUCUGGCCAUUUUGAUCCUGUAAUCGAACCCACAAUUGCUGAUGCUCCAGAUACUCAACUAGUCUCAAGAAGGCCAGUUUUAUUGCUUAUUUAAUCAGCACAACAGUUUUCAGCGGUGCUAACAUGAUUGCAAAAGGGUUUUCUAAUGAUCAGUUAGCCUUAUGAUAAACUUGGAUUAGCAAACACAACGUGCCAUUGGAACACAGAACUGAUGGUUGCUGAUAAUGGGCCUCUGUACGCCUAUGUAGAUAUUCCAUAAAAUAAUCAGCCGUUUCCAGCUACAAUAGCCAUUUCAAAUAAAAUAAAAUAAAAUUGUAUUGGCCACAUGUGCCGAAUACAACAGGUGUAGACAUUACAGUGAAAUGCUUACGUACAGCCCUUAACCAACAAUGCAUUUAUUUAAAAAAAAUAAAACAACAACAAAAAAGUGUAGAGAAAAAAAGUAAAGUAAAAUAAAAUAACAGUAGGGAGGCUAUAUAUACAGGGGGGUACCGGUGCAGAGUCAAUGUGCAGGGGCACCGGCUAGUUGAGGUAGUUGAGGUAAUAUGUACAUGUGGGUAGAGUUAAAGUGACUAUGCAUAAAUAAUUAACAGAGUAUCAGCAGCGUAAAAAGAUAGGGUGGGGGAUGGGGGGGGGGGCAGUGCAAAUAGUUUGGGUAGCCAUGAUUAGCUGUUCAGGAGUCUUAUGGCUUGGGGGUAGAAGCUGUUGAGAAGUCUUUUGGACCUAGACUUGGCACUCCGGUACUGCUUGCCGUGCGGUAGCAGAGAGAACAGUCUAUGACUAGGGUGGCUGGAGUCUUUUUUAGGGCCUUCCUCUGACACCGCCUUGUAUAGAGGUCCUGGAUGGCAGGAAGCUUGGCCCCAAUGAUGUACUGGGCCGUACGCACUACCCUCUGUAGUGCAUUGCGGUCGGAGGCUAGCAGUUGCCAUACCAGGAGGUGAUGCAACCAGUCAGGAUGCUCUCGAUGGUGCAGCUGUGGAAUUUUUUGAGGAUCUGAGGACCCAUGCCAAAUCUUUUCAGUCUCCUGAGGGGGAAUAGGCUUUGUCGUGCCCUCUUCACGACUGUCUUGGUGUGUUUGGACCAUGAUAGUUCGUUGGUGAUGUGGACACCAAGGAACUUGAAGCUCUCAACCUGUUCCAUUACAGCCCCGUCAAUGAGAAUUGGAGCGUGCUCAGUCCUGUUUCUUUUCCUGUAGUCCACAAUCAUCUCAUUUGUCUUGGUCACGUUGAGGGAGAGGUUGUUAUCCUGGCACCACACGACCAAGUCUCUGACCUCCUCCCUAUAAGCUGUCUCAUCGUUGUCGGUGAUCAGGCCUACCACUGUUGUGUCAUCUGCAAACUUAAUGAUGGUGUUGGAAUCGUGCCUGGCCAUGCAGUCAUGGGUGAACAGGGAGUACAGGAGGGGACUGAGCACCCACCCCUGAGGGGCCCCCGUGUUGAGGAUCAGUGUGGCAGAUGUGUUGUUACCUACCCUUACCACCUGGGGGCGGCCCGUCAGGAAGUCCAGGAUCCUUAGCUUAGUGAUGAGCUUUGAGGGCACUAUGGUGUUUAAUGCUGAGCUGUAGUCAAUGAAUAGCAUUCUCACGUAGGUGUUCCUCUUGUCCAGGUGGGAAAGGGCAGUGUGGAGUGCAAUAGAGAUUGUGUCAUCUGUGGAGUGGGUCUAGGGUUUCUGGGAUAAUGGUGUUGUUGUGAGCCAUGACCAGCCUUUCAAAGCACUUCAUGGCUACAGACGUCAGUGCUACGGGUCGGUAGUCAUUUAAAACAUUAACAAUGUCUACACUGUAUUUCUGAUCAAUUGUAUGUUAUUUUAAUGAACAAAAAAUGUGCUUUUCUUUCUAAAACAAGGACAUUUCUAAGUGACCCCAAACUUUUGAACAGUAGUGUAUAUAUGUAUGUAUAUACUCUGGACUCCAAAAUUGCUCAUCCUAAUAUUUAUAUAUUUCUUAAUUCCAUUAUUUUACUUUUAGAUUUGUGUGUAUUGUUGUGAAAUGUUAGAUAUUACUGCACUGUUGGAGCUAGGAACACGAGCAUUUCGCUCCAGUCGCAAUAACAUCUGCUAAAUAUGUGUAUGUGACCAAUACAUUGUGAUUUGAUUUGAAAUAUUUUGUCUUGCACAUUCCCCCUCUGAAAGGCACAUAUACACAAUCCAUGUCUUAAUUGUUUCAAGGCUUAAAAAUCCUUCUUUAUCCUGUCUCCUCCCCUUCAUCUACACUGAUUGAAGUGGAUUUAACAAGUGACAUCAAUAAGGGAUCAUAGCUUUCACCUGGAUUCAUCUGGCCAGUCUACAUCAUGGAAAGAACAGGUGUUUCUAAUGUUUUGUACAAUCCGUGUGAACAGUAGGCUAUAGGUCUAUUUCAAUCUUAUUGAAAUACAUUUCAUGUUCAGUCAGUUGAGUUAUUUUUUGCUACUUGCUACUAUCUGUAAUUUGUCUCAAUAUAUUUCAUGAUGUGUAGCCUAACAUGUACACAAUGAUGUGCCAAAUCGGUGAUUUUGUGCAUUUUAUUAGAAUUAACCGCCUUGAUAUUUGCAGCCGUAGGUGGUAGUAUCUCUCUAGGAGCUGAUUCGUCGUCAGUAUUGUGAAAUAAUUAUAAUGUUAAGGUAAGAUUUUAAUGGAGAAAGCUGAUCUGAGAGCAGCACUCCCUUUCUUUCGAUCCUAUCAGUAUCGACACAUGCUCCAACGACGCACUUAGCGACCGUUCUCUCUGCGUAGUGUUUUGGGCAACGCAUGUUACAUCUUUGGCCGUUGUAGGAAAGAUGCAUCGUUAAAAUACUUGUAAGCCUAAGUUCCAUUGCUAUCGCGAAACCGGGCCCAGUCCCUUUCACAUCACACCGACACUCAUGAUUUAUGCACUGAUUUAGAUGUAUUAUUAUUCUGUCUACUACUGACAUUGAAUUAAUUGAUUGUAUUCAUGUAGCACUUUCCACUAGAUCUCACAUAACUUUUACCUUGUAUUGGAGUGGCCAACUCAUGUCACCCAACACUAAUCCUUUACAGCUAGUUCUCAACAGUUUAACAAUAGCAUCAUACAUUUCCCAGUAAUAUGAGGAUACAAUACAUGACACUGCCUGCUGCUGUUGCUGUGUAACCCUAGGUGCUGUGUUACCCAAGGCUCAUUGACCCCAAACUUAGCCAAGACACUGCAUACUGGAUGCUUCCCAAAUGGCAACCUAUUCCCUAUGUAGUGCACUACUACUGUAGCUAUGGACUCUGGUAAUUUAGGACGCAGGCCCAGUAUAUGACACAAGAGACUAACAGUAAACCAAAUCCCCUCCAACUAAGGUGCUGUGUAACCCGGGGUUGCGCGACCGCCACUGGGACGCCAUGUCGGCGGUGGUGGGCUUCCCGCUGCGUCCAGCCGAGGAGGGCGCCUGCGUGGCCCGCUUCCUGCCACUGCGCCUGGAGGCCCACCUGGCCAGCUUCGAGGGCGUCAGCGAGGCGGCCAGCAAGGAGCACUCGCUGGAGAAGGCCAUGGAGAAGAUGGCGCUGGAGUGGGGCGACAUGGACUUUGCCCUGCUGCCCUACCGCGAGACUGGCACGUCCAUCCUGUCGUCGGUGGACGAGGUGCAGAUGCUGCUAGAUGACCACAUCGUCAAGACGCAGACCAUGCGGGGCUCGCCCUUCAUCAAGCCCUUCGAGGCUGAGAUCAGGUGAGGAGGGGGGCGGUAUAAAAUUAGGUGAGCAGUUGAGGAGUUUAAAUUACAGUUAAAAAGUACUGUGCAUUUUGUACAAUAUUCUCCAAUUAAAUCGUACACAUAUGGCUUACACAGUACUUGUCUGGGUCAUAUUCAUUUGGCACCAAACGGUAGAAAAUCUACUGAAACAGGAAGUUCCAAUAAGAACUGCUUGUUUUUGUUUUCCAUAUUAUUAUUAUUAUUUUUUUAGAUACGGUGUGCACACUGAAUAUUCUCCCAAUUACCACCUUUAUUGACAACGAUUCGAUCCACAAGGCGUAAUGGUCAUGUGGGUGGGUGUUCUAACUGUGUUGUCAACAUAACAUUCUUUACUGGGUCAUUCCACGAAAUGGGUGCCCUUUCAUAUUUUAAGUAGAAAUGAUGCACCAAUAUUGCAUUUUAAAAGCCUGUUAUAUUGAAUUAAGUGCACUUUAAUAUAGAUCACAUGGAGAAUUCAAUAAAUCUGAUUUUUAAUAUGAAUAAAGGCUUGCUAAAGUGCCAAAAUUCAGCAUUUUGACAUGUCCCUCCGUCAAACCUGUGUCCCUUCUAGGAAGAUUUCAGCCCACUUAAUCCCAACAUCUCUCCCAAUUUUCACCAUCAUUGUAAAGGCCUUGUUUGUUUGCUGCUUUGGCAAAGUCAUUUCUGAAGAUUAUUAUUUAUAUUCAUGUGAUUAGUGAUGCAUUUACAUCUGUCUCUCAUUUUAAGGCCAACCCUGUUAUGCAAACAAUUUACCCCUUUAAAAUAAUGGACCAUUCCACCAAGUUAAAUGAUUCACAGCAGGUGACAUUGUUUGGUUCCUCUGAACAGCAUGGUGGAAAAGGAAGUAAGUCUUUUCUCUUUUUGGUCUAUUUAUAAAGUGUUUUAUCAUCUUUGACUGAGGUGGUCGAGCUCAACACGUCAAGCCUGUUCGCUCAAUUCAUUUGAGGAAAACUGGAAUUUGAUUUAAUUUUCAUUAUGUUUGGAACAUACAGUGGGGUUAGUCAGCCACCAAUUGUGCAAGUUCUCCCACUUAAAAAGAUGAGAGAGGCCUGUAAAUUUCAUCAUAGGUACACGUCAACUAUGACAGACAAAAUGAGGAAAAAAAAUCCAGAAAAUCACAUUGUAGGAUUUUUUAUGAAUUUAUUUGCAAAUUAUGGUGGAAAAUAAGUAUUUGGUCAAUAACAAAAGUUUCUCAAUACUUUGUUAUAUACCCUUUGUUGGCAAUGACACAGGUCAAAUGUUUUCUGUAUGUCUUCAGAAGGUUUUCAUACACUGUUGCUGGUAUUUUGGCCCAUUCCUCCAUGCAGAUCUCCUCUAGAGCAGUGAUGUUUUGGGGCUGUCGCUGGGCAACACGGACUUUCAACUCCCUCCAAAGAUUUUCUAUGGGGUUGAGAUCUGGAGACUGGCUAGGCCACUCCAGGACCUUGAAAUGCUUCUUACGAAGCCACUCCUUCGUUGCCCGGGCGGUGUGUUUGGGAUCAUUGUCAUGCUGAAAGACCCAGCCACGUUUCAUCUUCAAUGCCCUUGCUGAUGGAAGGAGGUUUUCACUCAAAAUCUCACGAUACAUGGCCCCAUUCAUUCUUUCCUUUACACGAAUCAGUCGUCCUGGUCCCUUUGCAGAAAAACAGCCCCAAAGCAUGAUGUUUCCACCCCCAUGCUUCACAGUAGGUAUGGUGUUCUUUGGAUGCAACUCAGCAUUCUUUGUCCUCCAAACACGACAAGUAGAGUUUUUACCAAAAAGUUCUAUUUUGGUUUCAUAUGACAUUCUCCCAAUCCUCUUCUGUAUCAUCCAAAUGCACUCUAGCAAACUUCAGACGGGCCUGGACAUGUACUGGCUUAAGCAGGGGGACACAUCUGGCACUGCAUGAUUUGAGUCACUGGCGGCGUAGUGUGUUACUGGUGGUAGGCUUUGUUACUUUGGUCCCAGCUCUCUGCAGGUCAUUCACUAGGUCCCCCCGUGUGGUUCUGGGAUUUUUGCUCACCGUUCUUGUGAUCAUUUUGACCCCACGGGGUGAGAUCUUGCGUGGAGCCCCAGAUCGAGGGAGAUUAUCAGUGGUCUUGUAUGUCUUCCAUUUCCUAAUAUUUGCUCCCACAGUUGAUUUCUUCAAACCAAGCUGCUUACCUAUUGCAGAUUCAGUCUUCCCAGCCUAGUGCAGGUCUACAAUUUUGUUUCUGGUGUCCUUUGACAGCUCUUUGGUCUUGGCCAUAGUGGAGUUUGGAGUGUGACUGUUUGAGGUUGUGGACAGGUGUCUUUUAUACUGAUAACAAGUUCAAACAGGUGCCAUUAAUACAGGUAACAAGUGGAGGACAGAAGAGCCUCUUAAAGAAGAAGUUACAGGUCUGUGAGAGCCAGAAAUCUUGCUUGUUUGUAGGUGACCAAAUACUUAUUUUCCACCAUAAUUUGCAAAUAAAUUCAUUAAAAAUCCUACAAUGUGAUUUUCUGGAAUUUGUUUUCUCAAUUUGUCUGUCAUAGUUGACGUGUACCUAUGAUGAAAAUUACAGGCCUCUCUCAUCUUUUUAAGUGGGAGAACUUGCACAAUUGGUGGCUGACUAAAUACUUUUUUUCCCCACUGUAUGUAUAAUUACUAAUUUCAUGAACACCAUGUGGUCCCAUGCUCUUCACCAUAUGAGGAGUAAUAGCCGAUCUUCACCUAAAACCUCAACCCUGUUAUCAUCAACCUUGUUAGAGGCCCAACUGUAACGUUAUCAGUUUGAUAUUAUAUGUGAGUUUAUUUGUACAAGGGAUACUUGAUCAAUGAGAACAUUUUUGGAUUUAUCUCAAACAUGCUUUUAAAUAAUAGUUAGGCAGUUAGCUACAUUAGUGUCCGUAACAGGGUUGACAGACAGUGUGGUACAAGUGCAGAUAAAAUGCUCUUAGUUCAUAGGAUGUUAAUGCCUGAGAUGGGAAAAUGUGUUUUUCCAUAGGCUAAACAUAUCCUUCAUGCAAUUGAAUGUUGAAAGAACAAAUAUUUGAAAGUACAUUUUUAAGUUUGCAUGCCCAAAAGGCACCCAUUUAGUGGAACGACCCUACUGGUAGAUAUGUUUGUCAUCGGCAAGGACUAGGGAGUUUUUUAGGAUAAAAAGAAAAGGAAUAGAGCUUAGCACAGGCAAAAUCCUAGAGGAAAACCUGGUUCAGUCUGCUUUCCAACAGACACUGGGAGACAAAUUCACCUUUCAGCAGGACAAUAGCCUAAAACACAAGGCCAAAUAUACACUGGAGUUGCUUACCAAGACGACAUUGAAUGUUCCUGAGUGGCCUAGUUACAGUUUUGACUUAAAUCGACUUGAAAAUCUAUGACAUGACUGGAAAAUGGCUGUGUAGCAAUGAUCAACAACCAACUUGUCAGAGCUUGAAUAAUUUUAAAAAUAAUAAUGUGCAAAUAUUGUACAAUCCAGGUGUGGAAAUCUCUUGGAGACUUACCCAGAAAGACUCACAGCUAUAAUUGCUGCCAAAGUCGAUUCUAACAUGUAUUGGCUCAGGGCUUGAAUACUUAUGUAAAUUAGAUAUUUCUGUAUUUAAUUUUCAAUACAUUUGCUAACAUUCCCCCAAAUUGUUUUCACUCUGUCAUUAUUGGGUAUUGAUGCAUCAUGCGACUCUAAUGAUGAUUUGAAAAAAGUCACAUGAAAGGCAUGAGCUCUGCUUUGUUAUUUGCGCAGGCUACACACACUUCAUCAGUCUCUCAUUCACAACUUGACAAGCACUUGUUAAUGCCUCCAAUUUCCCGGCGGCAUCCCCCUAGUGUGUCCAUAAUGACCCCUAAAAAAUUCCAUGCCUUUUGUGGCCAUUGUGCCCUUGGCUGAAAUAUAAUAAUUAUAAUUCCCUUCUCCCGGCUGCGCGUUCCGAAGCACCUCUCACUCACAUGGUUCUCUCAGUUAUCUCAAUUCUUAUUAGCCAAUGCCCAUCAUGUGAUCGGGUUCUUUUCACAGGCAUCUAUCUUGGCUCCGAAGUAGGCUACAAGUGAAGACAGACACAACUACGCGCGUCCUUCUUAUCGAAUUCCGAGGCGCAUAUUGAAAAUGUUGGAAGAACUGUCUACAUUAACUUUUCAUUAACCAACAAGAUGAGUAGGCCGAACGAACAGCGAAAGCACUAGCCAAGUCAAUCUACUAUCCCCCAUAGUACAAAAGUUGACCUAUUCUGUGCAAUAAAUAAAUAUUCCAAACAUAGUCUGGGACAGUUGUGGGAUGCGAUAGAUCCCAAAUUAAUACAACCACUCGCAUAAAAACAACAACUUUUAAAAGCAGUGAGGCUGAUGCAACAGAUUAGAACAUUUAGCUUAAAAUGUUGAUAAACUCUUAGGCCAAUUCUUCACAUUGUAAGCGCAGCAUUGCACACACGGCAGUAGGCUAUAAGUGCAAAUGUUCCAAAAUGCAAUCAAUUAGCGGGAAGAAAAAACAUUCUCAAAAGUGACCACAAAUGCUAUUUUGCGUGUAAUGCUUUAUUAUUAAGGUGCAUUUUUAUGCUGAAAAUUAUCUUACGCAAACUUGAAACUCAUGCGCCACCUAUGUUUGGCAGGCUUUACAGCGGUUGUAAAGCGGAUUAAUGUGCUUAAUUUUAAGAAGUUAUUUGGCCACUUUAGUUGUGAUACGAACCUUAUCAAAACAUAUAGGCCUAUGGGCUAGGCUACAUGAGGGGAUUUGAAAACGUUGCAAGAAAAUGCAUGCGCUGUUUCUUGGCUUACUGCACUCAAGCUGGGCAUCAUUCACAAGUGAUAGGCUAAUAUUGUCACCCAUCAGACUAUUCUUGAUUUAAUCUUGUCUUUACAUAUACAAAAUAAUAUAUGCGUGAAAUUAGUUUUGAUUUAGAAUGGACCAUUAUCAUGCACCAGUCACGAAACAGGGGAAAAACAAUACAUUUAAUCUAUGCACUUAAAUAGUGAAUGGAGGACUUUUUUUUUUUUUUUUCAUGCCAGCCAGGUAGAUUAUACUCCUGUUGUAAAGCGAAGCAAUGUGCUUAAUAUUAGGAAAGUUGAGAAAUAAAUAUAGUAGUCCUCUGAGGACAUCAGAACUCUUGUUUUCUCGUGCAAUUGCAUAGCCUAUAGAAAUGUUGCGCAACAUGACCUCAUGGGUUCUCAUUAAGUUUUUGAUUAGAUUUUCGAUUACAUUUGCAUUGAUGUCAGAGUGAUUAGAGGGACAAUAGAGUGUUGAGUAACAGGCGGUUAGCAAGUUUGGUAGGCUACUAAUGAACAUCGGCAGCAUCAGAGCUUGGAGAAGACUAGUUACCAUGACUAAACGGUCAAAUGGAAUUUGACUGCGGUAAUACGGUCACCGUAACAGCCCUAGGUAUGAAUACUUUCUGAAGGCACUAUACUUUACUUUACUGACUUUAUUGUCCCCAUGGGGAAAUGUUGUUGCAGUAUCAUGUACGCGUUUAAAGUGGCGUUUAAGUACAGUAGAAAACAAAUUGACAAUAUAACAUUCAUAACAGUUACAUACUAAUAAAAAGAGACUAGACUGCUGGCCUUACUGGAUCGAUAGGAACAUUAGCCCGAGCUGUUUAGGAGGGAUAUCACACCUGGCACAAAUUAUUGUCUAGUUCUGUUUUUCCUGCCAGGGGGUGCCCUAUAACUACACCCAGAGGGGAGUAGCUCAACGUCUGGGUACAGGGGGUGGCUUGGGUCUAAAAUGAUUUUGUGAGCUUUGCUGAGGGCCCUGACCUUAAAGAUAUAAUCCAAGCAUGUCUGUUUGACUCCAAAUACCUUGCUUGCUGUGGUGAUAAUCCUUCUCAGCAUAUUUUUAUGGCUGACAGUGGCAUUGCCAAACCAACAAACAAUACAAAAAGUUAAAAUACUCUCAAUUAAAGAUUUGUAAAACAGAGUCAGUAUAGUACAUUCAACAUUAAAUGAGCCCAGCUAUUUGAGAAAGUAGUCUCUGUUGACUCUUUUUGUAGAUCAGGUCUGUACAUCAAUUCCACUGAAGCUUAUUGUCCAAGAGGACACCCAGAUAUUUGUAUUCCUCUACAAUCUCUAUGUUCUGACCUCUGGUAGAUGUUGCAGAGGUAGGUGUUGUUAACUUCCUGAAGUCUAUGCACAUUUCUUUGGUCUUGUUGGCAUUGAGGACCAAGUGUGAUUCAUCACACCACUCUACAAAGUCAUUUUAGGACCGGGCUAUGGUGUUUCUCGUCAUCAUGCAACAGGCUGAUCAAGGCAGUGUCAUCAGCAAAUUUAACUAAGUGUCAGGAUGGGAAGUAGUACAACUAUUAGUGUACAAGAUGUACAGGAGUGGGGACAAAACACAUCCCUGUGGGGAGCCUAUGUUGGUGGUGCGUAUGUCAGACACGUGGGACCCACCUUGACCUGCUGUGACCAACAGCCACAAAACCAGCCCCCCAUCUAAGGAGAAGUCCCUUACAUGCUGACUAGAACGGGCACGUGUGUGCGUCCGUGUACGCCAUCGCACGCAUGUUGAUGUUGUCCAUCCACAGCAGAGGCGAUCAGGACACGCAGGUUGAACUAUCAAAACGAACUCUGAACCAACUAUAUUAAUUUGGGGACAGGUCGAAACGCAUGAAACAUUCAUGGCAAUUUAGCUAGCUAGCUUGCUGUUGCUAUUUAAUUUGUCCUGGGAUAUAAACAUUGGGUUGUUAUUUUACCUGAAAUGCACAAGGUCCUCUACUCCGACAAUUCAUCCACAGAUAAAAGGGCAACCCUAGUUAGUUUCUAGUGAUCUCUCCUCCUUCAGUCUUCUUCUUCUUCUUUGGACUUUAUAUGGCGGUUGGCAACCAACUUUAAGGUGCAUUACCACCACCAACUGGACUGGAGUGUGGAGCUCCUUCAUCUUUCAAUCACCCACGUGGGUAUAUGCUCCUAAAAACCAAUGAGGAGAUGGGAGAGGCGGGUCUUGCAGCACAUCAAGAGUCAAAAAUAGAGUUAUAUUUUAGCGCCUGGCUACGCAGACGCGCGCGAGCAGUUUGGAUGAAAUGAUUGAAUAACAUGUAUGUGUACAUUUAUUUUGCAACACUCGCGCACGUAACGUGAGCGGUGUGGUCAGCAUGUUAUGAGUCUCUGUGCCAGAAUGUAAGGCUGGAUUGUGUUGAAGGCAGAAGAAAAGUCAACAAACAGAACCCUGAUAUGGGAUUUGGCGCCCUCUAGACGUCUAUAGACCAUGUUGAGGAGAGGAAGAAUGGCGUCAUCAACUCCUCUACUGGGCUGAUAGGCAAACUGAAAGGGGUCGAGGAGCUUCUGGGUGGCGCUGAGAAUGUGACUUUUCACAAUUUUCUCAAAGCCUCCUUGUCCACCAGUAUCUGUCUUCUGAUCUCACGUUGUACAUCUCUUAAAGCCUGUCUAUCACCUUCAGCAUGAAUUGCCUUCUUUCUAUUAAGUAGUGAUUUUAGAUUUGGGGGGGGGGGGGGGGGGGGGGGGGGCUGGUGGUGGCAUUUGGUAUUGUCCCAUAGCACAGAUCAAGAGUCUUAUUUUUCGUAGUGUGACAUUUCACAUUGGUGGUACAUGCGCAGAACCUUGUGCAAAGUGCAGUUGUUAAGGUGACAUUCUGUACUUUUGCCAAAUAUGAAACAUUGGAUCUCAAAUCCCUUUAUACAUUUUUUUUUGAUACGGUGUGCCCUAAUAAAUAUGACCCUGAUGUAUUAAUCCAUUCAUCCAUCCAUCACCAGGGACUGGGAAGGCAAGCUUCUGCUGCUGCAGGAGAUCCUGGACGAGUGGCUGAAGGUGCAGUCCACCUGGCUCUACCUAGAGCCCAUCUUCAGCUCCCCAGACAUCAUGGCCCAAAUGCCAGAGGAGGGACGCCGCUUCACUGCCGUCGACAAGACCUGGAGGGACACCAUGAAGCAAGUAUCUCUG
Messenger RNA from Coregonus sp. 'balchen', 41600 nucleotides. The record is from the annotation of a GenBank genome assembly. NCBI's taxonomy places the organism in Eukaryota, Metazoa, Chordata, Actinopteri, Salmoniformes, Salmonidae.